CAUCUAUUAUAUCUCUUAAUUUUUCUUCUUAUUUACUGAUUUUUUUUUUGGUGAAUUAUUCAAGCGAGUCUCACAAUCCCUCUAACUACUAGAAAAAGUGGUUGUUAAGUUAUGGCGGGGAAGGGUGUUGGGUGUGUGGCAAAGGCAGUAGCAGAAUAUCAAUAUCCUUGGCGUGAGAAGUUGGUGAAAUAUAAGGAUGAACUUGCCAAGGGUGUGUGGGGAUACUGGGAGCUAGGGGCCUGGAAGCCACUCAGUAUCAGUGCUAGGCGUCGUGCUAGACUCCGCAAGGAAGUCCUCCUUGCUGGGGAAGAUUGGCCCUAUGAUCCUCAAAGGAAGGAGAUGAAGACCAAGAGGAAGGGCCACAAAUGUGAUAGGAUUGCCGCCGAGAAGCGUGAAAACACUGUGAAGUUGAUGGAGAAGAUGCCCCAGAUGUUGCUGGAUUACAAGAAGAGAAGGUGGCAGAAGAAGAUGAAGGAGGAAGACAAGGGAAAACUUUGAUUUUCCUCCUCCUCUAGUUUUGCCAAGAUUCAUCACAAACUUUGCCUAUGGUGUAUUUACUCAUGCAAUGUUGCACUUGUUUUUGAGCUUAAUGGAUGAUUAGCUUUUGUUAUGUGUUUCAAACUUUAAAUUCAUAAUACAACCCUUUCAAGAGGCCUUGUGAUUAUCAGGGGGGCAGAAAGCUUAUUUCUACAAUGGAAAUUACUGUUAUAUGGUUUUUGUUUAUGGAUAUGAUUGGUGCUUGUAAUAGCAUUUAUUU
Molecule: messenger RNA, 757 nt
Organism: Cajanus cajan (pigeon pea)
Lineage: Eukaryota; Viridiplantae; Streptophyta; Magnoliopsida; Fabales; Fabaceae
Source: RefSeq, a predicted model, not a curated record